Messenger RNA from Chanos chanos (milkfish), 1764 nucleotides. Its product is annotated as elongation factor 1-alpha. The transcript is spliced from 8 exons. Gene Ontology annotation, molecular function: translation elongation factor activity; GTPase activity; GTP binding. Gene Ontology annotation, biological process: translational elongation. The coding region runs from base 85 to 1473 and encodes 462 amino acids. Lineage: Eukaryota; Metazoa; Chordata; Actinopteri; Gonorynchiformes; Chanidae. The record is from RefSeq and is a predicted model, not a curated record.
CAUUUUUCUUCCUCUUUCUGUUACCUGGCUAAGGGGAGCAGCUGCUUUGGAGUUAACACUUAACCCCGAACCUUACACGAAAUCAUGGGCAAGGAAAAGACACACAUUAACAUCGUGGUCAUCGGCCACGUCGACUCCGGAAAGUCCACUACCACCGGUCAUUUGAUCUACAAAUGUGGCGGUAUCGACAAGAGAACCAUCGAGAAGUUCGAGAAGGAAGCUGCCGAGAUGGGCAAGGGUUCCUUCAAGUAUGCCUGGGUGUUGGACAAACUGAAGGCCGAGCGUGAGCGUGGUAUCACCAUCGAUAUCGCCCUCUGGAAAUUCGAGACCACCAAAUACUACGUCACCAUCAUUGAUGCCCCUGGACACAGAGACUUCAUCAAGAACAUGAUCACUGGUACAUCUCAGGCUGACUGCGCUGUCCUGAUUGUCGCUGGUGGUGUGGGUGAGUUUGAGGCCGGUAUCUCCAAGAACGGACAGACCCGUGAGCACGCCCUCCUGGCUUUCACCCUGGGAGUGAAGCAGCUUAUUGUUGGAGUCAACAAGAUGGACUCCACCGAGCCCCCAUACAGCCAGAAGCGUUUUGAGGAAAUCACCAAGGAAGUCAGCGCCUACAUCAAGAAGAUUGGUUACAACCCCGCUGCUGUUGCCUUUGUGCCCAUUUCUGGCUGGAACGGCGACAACAUGCUGGAGGCCAGCGAAAAGAUGCCCUGGUUCAAGGGAUGGAAGAUUGAGCGCAAGGAUGGCAACGCCAGCGGCACCACUCUCCUGGAGGCUCUGGAUGCCAUCAUCCCCCCUCAGCGCCCCACAGACAAACCCCUCCGUCUGCCCCUGCAGGACGUCUACAAAAUUGGAGGUAUUGGAACCGUACCCGUGGGUCGUGUCGAGACUGGUAUCCUGAAGCCUGGUAUGGUGGUGACCUUCGCCCCUGCUAACGUGACCACUGAGGUGAAGUCCGUGGAGAUGCACCACGAAUCUCUCCCCGAGGCUCUGCCCGGUGACAACGUUGGCUUCAACGUGAAGAACGUGUCUGUCAAGGACAUCCGUCGUGGCAACGUGGCUGGAGACAGCAAGAGCGACCCCCCACAGGAGGCUGGCAGCUUCGAUGCCCAGGUCAUCAUCCUGAACCACCCUGGUCAGAUCUCUCAGGGUUACGCCCCUGUGCUGGACUGCCACACUGCUCACAUUGCCUGCAAGUUCGCUGAGCUCAAGGAGAAGAUCGACCGUCGUUCUGGUAAGAAGCUUGAGGACAACCCCAAGAACCUGAAGUCUGGAGAUGCCGCCAUUGUUCAGAUGAUUCCCGGCAAGCCCAUGUGUGUGGAGAGCUUCGCUGAGUACCCUCCCCUUGGUCGCUUUGCUGUGCGUGACAUGAGGCAGACCGUUGCUGUUGGUGUCAUCAAGAAGGUUGAGAAGAAGGUUGGUGGUGCUGGCAAGGUCACAAAGUCUGCACAGAAGGCUGCCAAGGGAAAGUGAAUUUCUCUCCAACUAGCUGACGCUGCGGUUGUGGGGUAUUCGUCCCUUCAUCCCGGAGUUUUUCUAAACCUGGGCACUCUACUUAAGGACUGGCUCAUGCUGAUUAAAACCCAUCGGAAAAAUUUUCGCAGGAAAGGAAACCAACUUGGAAAAAGUCUCGUGGCUUCAAUAAUUGACUGAGUGCCUCUUUCAGUUGUUAAAAUUUAUUUGAAAUGGCUUAGAACUACCUUUAUGCCACAGUUAAAUUGGAAAAGAAGCUGCUGAUUUAAUAAAGAUCAACAAAAAAUGACA